AAGCUCCUGAGCCGCCUCAGCCAAAUUGAACCACUUGAGUGUGAACAGGUGUAGAAGUGUUACUGGCUCGAUCGAGUGUUUGCAAAAAAAAGCCCUUGAACUUUUCUUAUGUUCUACUGCAGACUUGGUAAAAAAAUGAAUUUAUUUCAUGUUGUCUUUUCUUCUGCAAUGUUUAGUCGCAUAGUUUACCGUUUGUCCAGUGCAUGAUAAAUAUGUUGUGGCUUGUGAUCACUUGCAACUAAACAAACAUAGGCAGAAGGUAAAUAAGGUCACUAACCAGCUUUCAUUGGAUGUGCAAAACUGCUGGAAGCAACAUCAUCCCAGAGUACACCUAGGCGGUAAAAUCGAACAGCUACUGUGUCCCUUUAAUUCACCAGUAUUGGCCAAUUGUACCACAUUUUUUAUCAAUGAAAUCGCUCGCCAUGCUUACGACAACCGUUAUCUUUGUUGUUUAAAGAUAAAACGCUUAGAAGAUAGCGCAAUAGUGGAUCUGUUUUGGUAUUCAUUCCUUCCGGUGCAUUAUUCGUGAUUCGGCCAUAAAAGUGAUAACAACGCAUUUUCUGCGAAUAUUUGAAUACGACAGUUGUAUAGCAGUUUAGUGGUCAGCAAAAUGGUAUCGAUGCGUUCGCUAAAGCCCCAAUCGGCUCUGAUAUGUGUUGGCUUGCUAAGUUUGAUAAUAUUGCUCAGCUGUUAUCAUCGGUCGAUGAAUGCGAGAAUCGCGACUCUUCAACUGCAAUUGAAAGAGAGGGAGCCACAGCCAGCGCAUCAUAUUUCAGUCGACAAAGCAAGCCAUGCCGUGACUGUUUCUUCGCAGCAGAAUGCCACAGAGCAACCGGUAAAAGAAGAGUUGCCAGCUCCUCCGGGAGAUAUGGGAGCACCGGUUUUCAUUCCGGAUGAUGCCCCUCUGGGUGUGCGGGAAGUGAUGGAGCGGCAGUUUAAGACGUUCGCUCUGAACGAAUAUGCCAGUGCGUUGAUAUCGGCCCAUCGAAGACUGCCCGAUUACAGGGACCCUUGGUGUAAGGUGAAGGGUCGAAUAAUGGAACACCUGCCGGAGACUACGGUGGUCAUCGUGUUCUUCAACGAACCUUGGUCGGUGCUGGUGCGUACGGUGUAUUCGGUUCUGGAUCGAUCGCCUCCAGAAUUGGUUAAGGAAGUGUUGCUGGUCGACGAUUACUCUUUUAUGCCUCACACGAAAACCCAGCUGCAGGAAUACUUCGCCAAAGAGCCGAAAGUGCGCAUACUGCGAUCGCCGCAGCGGUUGGGUUUGAUCAAAGCACGCCUAAUGGGCGCUCGGAAUGCCACCACGGAGAUUCUCACCUUCCUGGACGCCCACUGCGAAUGCACAACGGGAUGGCUUGAGCCGCAGCUGGAUCGAGUAGCCAGGAAUCCCACCACGGUUGCCAUACCAACCAUCGAUUGGGUCGAUGAGCACAACCUGGCGUUCAUCGCGAAUAGGUCGCAUAUUUAUUACGGUGCAUGUGAUUGGGGGCUGCAAUUCGGGUGGCGAGGACGAUGGGACCGAAAGGUUAAACCGGAGAAUAAGCUCGAGCCAUUUCCGACGCCCAUUAUGGCUGGGGGUCUGUUUUCCAUCAAUAAGACGUUCUUCGCCCAUAUAGGGUGGUACGACGAAGGACUGGGUAUUUACGGGGGCGAAAACGUGGAACUCUCUCUGAAAGCAUGGAUGUGUGGAGGACGGCUUGAAACGAUUCCUUGCUCGAGGGUGGGUCACAUACAAAAGGCCGGUCAUCCCUAUCUGGAUGGUGUGAAGACCGAUUGGGUCAGAGUUGGAUCCGUUCGAGUGGCGGAAGUUUGGAUGGAUCAAUAUGCCCAGGUAGUGUACGAUAUGUUUGGCGGUCCGGAAUUCCGAGGAAAUUUUGGAGAUGUUUCCGACAGGAAGAAGCUACGGGAAAGUCUCAACUGCAAGUCGUUCAAAUGGUACUUGGAAAACGCCUUCCCGGAGUUGGAAGAUCCCGUUAGCUAUGGAGUGGGACACGGCAAAUUCACGAAUCUCGGAGUUGGGAAAAACUUCUGCCCUCGAUAUCGAAAGGCUGGAUACACAUUCCGAAUGGAACCGUGCACUGAUGACGAUUACCAGCACUGGGUUCAUAACAUGCUGGGCGAGAUUAGCACUUCAAAUGUCUGCUUGGAUUACGACGGAAUAACGCUGUAUAUGUUCGAGUGCCACAAGGGCCAGGGCAACCAAAAGUGGCGCUAUUCGAAGAGUACCAAGCAGUUUACCAACGUGAAAAAUAAAGUUUGUUUGGACGUGGGACCUGCGCCGGAAAUGAAAUUGGUGGCUGAGAAGUGCAAUGCGACGAAAGAAUCUCAAAAAUGGGAGUUUCCAUUUUUAAAUUUGGACUGAAAUUCAAAUAAUAGUUUAAGCUAUAAAAUUUGUUUUAUUUUUACAAUAUUUUUUUUUAAUAAAUUAACUCAUUUGAUUUGUAGCUAUUCCAAGAAAGAGCUCCAAAACAAA
Aedes aegypti (yellow fever mosquito) is the source of this 2473-nucleotide messenger RNA. RefSeq names its product putative polypeptide N-acetylgalactosaminyltransferase 9. The record is from RefSeq and is a predicted model, not a curated record. The transcript has 4 exons. Bases 611 to 2362 code for a protein of 583 amino acids. NCBI's taxonomy places the organism in Eukaryota, Metazoa, Arthropoda, Insecta, Diptera, Culicidae. Gene Ontology annotation, cellular component: Golgi apparatus.